CCAGUGGUCUCCGGAAUGUGGAGGUGUCGCCCCUGGCAGCUGGCAAGGGGGGGGGGGGGGGCGAGCAGACUGCAGACUGCAGAGUCAGCAGACUCACGAGGCUACAUCGCGGCGACAGCCAGCAGCCAGCCACUCCACGCCGAGGCCCAGAGCUGCAGCAGCCAGCAGCCAGCCACUCCACGCCGAGGCCCAGAGCUGCAGCAGCCGCUCCGAGAAGGUAGCGCGAAGAUGUGGAACUUUGUGGCUACGUGUUUGCUGGCAGUCUGCUGCUUCAGCAGCUGCGCGCGCGGCCAGGAGGGCCAGGAGGGCCCCACGCCCUGCACCUGCGGGGUGUUCCUCAGCGGGGACUUCGCCCGCGGCCAGCCGCCCCGGGGCAGCCCUGCCCUCGUGCACGAGCACCCGGACCCCGCCCCCUGCUCGCCCCUGGGCACCAAGCUGUGCACCAACCGCUGUCUCGAGCUGAUCGUGAAGCAUCUCCCCAACAGCCCCAUGAUCGUGUGUGGCACCGUGGACCGAGACUGCUUCAAGGAGAGGGCCUACUUGUUCGUGAAGAACUGCAACGACUCGUGGGUGAACUCCUACCUGUCUGCCGGCCGGGAGUUCUGCUGCAAGGAUGGCGAGCCCUACAAGUGCCCUGCUGGGCCUCUGCGCCUGCCCUAGUCGCUCCGUGCUGCUGCCCUAGUGCUGCUGUACGCCCUGCAGUCCCGCUGCAAGGAUGGCCAGCCCUACAAGUGCCCUGCUGGGCCUCUGCGCCUGCCCUAGUCGCUCCGUGCUGCUGCCCUAGUGCUGCUGUACGCCCUGCAGUCCCGCUGCAAGGAUGGCCAGCCCUACAAGUGCCCUGCUGGGCCUCUGCGCCUGCCCUAGUCGCUCCGUGCUGCUGCCCUAGUGCUGCUGUACGCCCUGCAGUCCCGCUGCAAGGAUGGCCAGCCCUACAAGUGCCCUGCUGGGCCUCUGCGCCUGCCCUAGUCGCUCCGUGCUGCUGCCCUAGUGCUGCUGUACGCCCUGCAGUCCCGCAGACCAGUCGCACUCUCUGGGACUGCUCGGCCGAGUGUUGGCCACCUGGCGCUCAGACACUGAGUUGAGUAGUCGGCGUGAGGCAAACACUCGCUUAGUCCAACCUGCUUGUGAAGUAUAACGAAAAAUGAUCGGAUCACUAAUAUCAGUUCAUCGUCUCUGAAAAUGUAUAAUUCGUUCAAAAGGUAAGACAUAUCCAAGUCAGACCGCGCCAAGUCUGUACGAAUCAAGCCCCCCUCGGCUCUGCAGCUACGGAACACCCGUGCAGCUGAGGCCAGAACAUCGACACAGGUGCUUCAUGGAACAACUUUUUAAAAUAUUCUUAUACGUUAAUACCAUUAGAAACAAAUCUAAUAUUGAAGUAGCAUAGAGUUACAACAUGUCGCGAUAAAUUGUCAAUGUUACAAAUGUGCCUAAAUGUUAUCGCUAGCUCAGAUGCAAUACUGGUUUAAACAGCGUGUUCCAGGAAUCUAGGUCAUUGUUCACGGUUGGCCUAUCGACACACAGCUGCCAAUUAACGGGUUUCAACUUUCCAGUACAACUCUAAAUGAGAAUGUAUGAUACACCAUACCUGACAGAAGAAAUUAAAGAAUUGAUUAAUUUCAUGUCUUUCUUACUCAAGUAUAAUUUUUUUUUUUUUAACUCGCCAUGUAAAGCGUCAUGUUUUGCUUGAUGUGUGAUGGUUGGGGUGGCUACCCCGAAACUGAACUCAUUUCUGUAGAUGGUUCGUGCACCUGUAGCAUUCACAGUUCUUGAGGCUCAACACCUCGGCUACGGAUGUUUAAGUUAACAUUCACUGACCAACCUUCACAGUGAAUUGAUAAAUAAAUUCUCAAAAUUAUUAUAAUUAUUUUCACAACAAAAUUUACUGUGAAUUUUUUUGAGAGUCAAAAAUUUUUACUCUGCCAGCAGCCAGGUUUGAAAAAUAUUUGUGAUCGUAAUUUAGCCGAAUAUAAGAUAAAAAAAGCUUUCUUUCAUUUGCGUGUUCGCUGGUUUCUUAAUCUGCAGAGUCAUCAAGGGUCAUUAUUAAAAUUAUAUCAGUCUUUCAUCUGACCUUUGACAAAGUGUUACAUAAGGGUUCAUGGAGUAGCUGCAUUAUGUCAAGAUGCUUAGUGAAAAUUAUUUAUUAUUUAUUUAUUUAUUUAUUUAUAAUUUAAGCUAUAACAUAAUGUAUUCUUUUAAUUAGUUUGCAGUUGAAGAUUUAAAUGUAGUUUAAAAUAUCUGCAAGUUUUUAAACAUACAAUCAAACAUCACAGGGUGAAUUACUCUAAAUCGAGCAGAAUAUUUUGUCUUACGAGUAUGUGUUUAUUAAGAGAAGUCUGGCUUUCAAAUUUAAAACAAUAGCUGAUGUUAUAAUGUUUUUGUGCAAAUUAAAUUAGUUUAAUAUUUAAAUUUUAGUUUUAAUAAAUAGCUGUGUUUAUUCAAAAAAUGAAAAUAAUUUAUUUUAUAGUUUACAACAUGUACUGUAAUAUAACUAUAAAUUAAAAUAGAUUCUUCUUCUAAGUGUGAAUGCUUGUGUUAAAUUCAAUUAAUCUCGUAUAAAAAUAUUUUCCUUUACAAAUAUUAGUAUUUAUAUUGUUUUUUCAGCUAGAUAAUGGUGGUAUAAAAUUUUUAAAAUUAAUUAAAUAAUUUGAUUGGGAUAUGUACUUAUGUCAUUGGUUUGUUAAUUCAUGUUUUGUGAGUACGUUUUAAAAAUAAAAUCAGAAUUUUUUCUGACACGGUGUUAUUAAUCUUGUCAAAUGAAAACCCAGCCACCACACUUUAUUCAGAAAGCUUCUUAAAUAUCGUUCAUAUUGUAUGAAGCUAAUUAUGCCUUGUCAUAUAUUUUAAAAUGAAGUUCAAGUUUGUUGAUGUGUGAAAUCUAUUGCCAGUUGCCUAGCCUCAAGGCUAACAGUUUAAUUUCUUUAAUGUGUUAUAUCGUAUAAUAGUGAAGAGAAGUCGGUUUUAAUUAAAUGUUAUUCCGAUGGGAUUGCGACGUGGUAACUGGCUGAGUUGCGGCUUGCCAGUCGGCUUGAUGGAUCGACCAUGUUCAGGCUCGGCGCUAGUGUCUGCGGCAGAGCUCUGUUCAGGCUCGGCGCUAGUGUCUGCGGCAGAGCUCGUCCACCUAGCUGCUCGGUGUCCUCUUGGUUGUGAACCAGAAUCUGCUAGAGCCGCGCUACCGCCGUCGGCAGCCUUAUUUCAUCUUUUUUUUUUUUUUUUCUUUUUUUCGUAAUUGGCUACUUCUAUCGUCAAAACCUCUUUAUUUUAAUCCUUAUAAAGGCUCCUUAAAAUAUUUGAAUAAAUAAAAAUAUUUUCAAGAGUUAGGUGGAAUUGAAACCACCACUUUAAACACUCGGCGACCGUGCCAAUUUUGAUGCGAGGACUCUUACAAAUGCAUACAAACGUUAAUAUUCUUUCGGCGAUUGUAAAAGUUUUACAAGUUUAGAUUAAAUAAUCAGUAUAUAUUCCAUAUCUAGUAAAGGUAUUACAUAUUUAUAUUAAAACAAUUUUUGAAGUGAAACUUCUUUGCUGAUGGGGCUACAAAUUUCGAGCGUUACGAAAAUUCCGAUCGCAUGAGGGGAAUAGCUAGGUACGUGGUGGGGGAACCGGUAGUGCAGGAGAGGGCUUCAGCGGCGACGCCACUCCAACGCAUGCGCUAGCGGGCGAAUGGGGUUUUGUCAAGGUUGGCCAGGCAUGUCUAUAGUCAGUAGUCGAGCGGCUUUCUCCGUCGAUACUCGACGGACAUGUUAUACAGGUCAUGUACAAUGUCAGGCGUGUAGGCCAACCAUCUCUGAUCCACAAGGCCUUCGGCGAUACCUGUUAUUGUUCUCAAACAAUUAUGUCCUAUUUCAAGCACACAAGACAAGAAAUAAAUAAAAUGUAAGCAUUAACAAACAGAUUAAACAAUUUAUAUGAGUUCACUAUACUGCAAGAACUCAAAAUUAGUAGAAAAUAUUUUCUGAUAAAGAAGUUGAAAUUAACGGUUCUAACUUUGGUAAAAGAAUUAC
This is a messenger RNA of Bacillus rossius redtenbacheri, 4001 nucleotides long. RefSeq lists its product as uncharacterized. NCBI's taxonomy places the organism in Eukaryota, Metazoa, Arthropoda, Insecta, Phasmatodea, Bacillidae. The transcript is spliced from 5 exons. The record is from RefSeq and is a predicted model, not a curated record. The coding region runs from base 16 to 660 and encodes 214 amino acids.